Tupaia belangeri chinensis (Chinese tree shrew) is the source of this 1012-nucleotide messenger RNA. It is a transcript of the gene CDKN1C, whose product is annotated as cyclin dependent kinase inhibitor 1C. The coding region runs from base 267 to 929 and encodes 220 amino acids. NCBI's taxonomy places the organism in Eukaryota, Metazoa, Chordata, Mammalia, Scandentia, Tupaiidae. Gene Ontology annotation, molecular function: cyclin-dependent protein serine/threonine kinase inhibitor activity. Gene Ontology annotation, cellular component: nucleus. The record is from RefSeq and is a predicted model, not a curated record. Gene Ontology annotation, biological process: negative regulation of mitotic cell cycle; negative regulation of cyclin-dependent protein serine/threonine kinase activity. The transcript has 7 exons.
CAGGACUGGCCAAUGGUCGCGGUGUUGUUGAAACUGAAAAUACUACAUUAUGCUAAUCAUAGCGGGGCCCGCGCGCGAGGGGGUGGGGCCGGCGCGUAUAAAGGGGGCACAAGCCGGCUGGGCGUUCCACAGGCCAAGUGCGCUGUGCUCGAGGGGUGCCAGCUAGGCCAGAGCGAGCGAGCAAGCACCGAGGGGGCGCGGCUGUCGGCCUGACCAGAGAACCAGACGCAGGAGCAGUCCACGACCAGACAGCCAGCCCCCCGGCCAUGUCCGACGUGUACCUCCGCAGCACUUCAACGAUGGAGCGCCUGGUCUCCCGUGGAACCUUCCCCAUUCUUGCGCGCUCCAGCGCCUGCCGCAGCCUCUUCGGGCCGGUGGACCAUGAGGAGCUGAGCCGUGAGUUGCAGACCCGCCUGGCGGAGAUGAACGCCGAGGAUCAGAACCGCUGGGACUACAACUUCCAGCAGGACGUACCACUGCGGGGCCCUGGACGCCUGCAGUGGACCGAGGUGGACAGCGACUCCGUGCCCGCCUUCUACCGCGAGACGGUGCAGGUGGGGCGCUGCCGCCUGAGCCCCUCGACGGCUUCGGGGAGGCGCCGGACCAACCGCCCAGCGCCCCGACCCAGGCGCCCGCCCCAUAGCGCCGAGCAGGGCGCGAACCAGGCGCCGCGCGGCCAGGAGCCUCUUGGAGAUCAGCUGCACUCUGGAAUCUCGGGACGUCCUGCAGCCGGCACCGCUGCCGCCAGCGCCAACGGCGCAGCGAUCAAGGAGCUGUCCGGGCCUCUCAUCUCCGACUUCUUCGCCAAGCGCAAGAGAUCUGCGCCUGAAACUAAGUCGUCGAACGACGUCCCGGCGGGAUGUCCCUCUCCUAGCGCCACCACCGGGGUGGGCGCGGCGGAGCAAACUCCGCGCAAGAGACUGCGAUGAGCUAGUUUAGAGCCCAAAGAGCCCCCAGGGAAUCUGCUGGGGCGGUGGACGUUGGAAGAGCGUUGGGCCUAGGCUGGGGCCGG